Molecule: messenger RNA, 1453 nt
Organism: Monascus purpureus
Lineage: Eukaryota; Fungi; Ascomycota; Eurotiomycetes; Eurotiales; Aspergillaceae
Source: the annotation of a GenBank genome assembly
CUCAAAUUAAUCUCAUAUCCUCUAAAUACGGAAUACCCACACUCUUCGCAUUACCAACCAGCGCAGUCAUGUCCAGGCCAGGUACCACUCUUUAUGUCACCGGCUUUGGGCACGGGACCCGAGCUCGCGACCUUGCCUACGAAUUCGAACGAUAUGGACGUCUCGUUCGUUGCGACAUUCCUGCACCGCGUACGCCUUCCAGCCGUCUGUUUGCAUUUGUAGAGUAUGAGAGUCGUCGUGAUGCGGACGAUGCGUAUCAUGAAAUGCACAACAAGCGCAUUGGCCGUGAUGAUUUGCUGAAAAUCGAGUGGGCGCGAACACCUCCAUCCGCAUCAUGGCGUUUUGACUCUGGUCGUGACCGACGACGUGAUCGUACCCCUCCUCGCCGUGGCCGUUCGCCAUCUCCUCGCCGUGGACGUGGCGAUUACUCUCCUCGUAAGGAUGAUAGGUAUGAAAGGGAUUAUGAUCGACACGAGCGGGACUAUGACCGCCGUGACCGUGAUUAUGACCGCCGUGAUCGUGACUAUGACCGCCGUGAUCGUGAUCGUUCCCGUGAUCGUUCCCGCAGCCCUGAUGACAGGGACCGUGAUGUCAAGGACGACAGGGAGCGUCGCGAAGAUGAACGUGAGAGGCGUGAAGAUGAACGUGAAAACGCGCCUAAUGGUGAAGAUAGAAAGGUUCCCCUGGAUCCUCUCACUUCCGCUCAUGAUGAGCUUGACACUGCCGAGUAGGUCUGAUCGCUGCUGUGCUCAUUUAGCGAGUUCUCGCUCUUUUCCCUCGUAUGCCGGAUACCUGGAAAGAGAUCCUACCGCUUCUAGACAAUAUUUCCUUACGGAAGUGGCCAUAGGCAAGUUGAGGGGGGAAUUUUGAGCGAGGACUGCAGACCGGUAUUUGACAUAGUGCUAUGCCGACCCUUUCUUUCCUUCUCCCCCCCCCCCUCCCCCCCUCUUCCCCCCUUUCCCCCCUUCGAGUUCGUCUUUAUUGCAGUUUGGCUUCGGGAUUUUUCUAGCUCUGGCAGUGUCGGUGUCAGAUUCGCGACCGCUCGUGCUUAGGGCUAUUGUUUGAUAUUGGUAUUUAUCUUUUUCGGCAGCUCGAAUUCGAACCGAACGAACGUCGGGCAUUUUCCUUUUCCCAGCCAGUCAUUGUCGUCCUUCAUCGCGAUGUGUUCCGCCCGUCGUCUCCCUUUAAUCGCAUGUGUAAUAUGAAAACGAUAAAUCAUUCCUUUUCCCGCAUCCAUACGAUCCGUCGAACCCUACGAGGCCUGGCAUGCCUUGGACAUCGAUUGUGGCGUUGGUGCAGUAGUUGUAGUAAAUCCAUAGUACUGGUAGCCCUCUAAUGAUAAUUGAUGAAGGAGCUGUAGACGCGUCUGAUCGACCAUGGAGAAAGAAUUUACUCGAGAAUGAGCCUGUACUGGCUGACCCUGUGACUUGAUUCUUACAAUUGUGCCCACACC